CUUUAUCUCUAAUUUCAACUUUAGACAGUUUAAAUUUGCGAUUUUAAAUUUCGUGCAUUCAAAUUGCUGAUUUUAUAUUGUAGACAUGUUAUUUUGCCGUUCAGUUGUUUUAGUUACUAUUUAGUUAGUUUUUUAGUAGUUUAGUUAGGUUAGAUUUAGUUUUUAAACACAGUUUUUUAAACUCAUUAAAGAUUAAAGGGUUAAACUUUAAAAAAUUAAUAAAUUAAAUGGUUUUGUGAUGUUUGCAAUUGAAGAAAUCAUCAAAUCAAUUUAUGAUGAAAAGAAUUAUGAUGAAUGGUGAUUAAUUAUUGACUCUACACUACAGCUUUUGUUGUAAAAAAAAUAAUCUAGAAUGGGGCUAAAAGCUAUUCAGUCUGCUACUGUAAAUAAAUCAAUGAAGUCGUCAGUAAUUGAGCUAUACUCAUUCUAUGAAUUACUUGAAAAUUGAACUAUAGUAUCCUUCAAACCACCUAAUAAUAAUAAUAACAAUAAUAAUAAUAAUAAUAAUAAUAUAAUACUCCCUGUUUCAUAUACAUCAAAUUAAAAUCUUUGAUGAAGUGUUUGCCAAAAUAUUCCUUAAGAGGUUUCAGCAAAUGGACAGUCUUCAUCAUAAUCCUCACAGCAAUUAUCCCAUUAUAUAAUGAAAUCAUCUCAUUUGACUUGGCCAGCUUACAGUGGACACAUCUUAACACCACUGACCAAAAGACGUUGAAAAUUUUAUUUGUGGCUGAUCCACAGAUAGUUGGCCUAGUAAAUGAACACUGGCUGCUUGGCUAUAUAACAAGAUGGGAUUGUGAUAGAUAUAUAAAAAAUGGAUUUUCGCGAGCAUUAGAGCAUGUGAAACCAGACGUUAUAAUAUUCUUGGGAGAUUUAUUUGACGAAGGUUCCAGAGCCACUGACACACAAUACGCAACCUAUGUCGAAAGAUUUUCUAAUAUCUUUGUUGAUCCUUAUUUGAUUAGGCGUAUUUAUAUCCCUGGAGAUAAUGACGUCGGUGGAGAGGGUUUUGAUUUCUUGGAGAACUGGAAGUUGCAAAGAUUUCACAGGCACUUCCCAUGCUUAAAUGACCCUGUUGUAAGAAUUGGAGACUUUGUCGAUGUAAUCAGGAUGAAUAAUUAUAAAGACAGACUCGAUCAGGGUGUCCUUGACCUCAAUGAAAUCAAUAAAAAAUCGACAAACAAUAUAAAAAUGUUCAUCAGUCACUUGGGUGUAAUAGAUUAUUAUUACUACAUGAAAGAUAAGAUAGAAAAAAUCUCGCCCAACAUCAUAGUAGCCGGCCAUGAACACCAUUCAUCCUAUUUGAAAUGCCAAAAAUGUCUCACUAAAAAUUCCGUCGAAACCUCGUACUCUUUCGAUGAGAACCACAACAUUUUGAAAGAUAAACUGAGAGGCAAGUCAACAGUCUAUCAGAUCACCGUUCCCACUUGUAGCUAUAGAAUGGGGACUGCCAAAGCCGGCUACGGCUACAUGGCUAUUGACGGAAACAGUCGCAUGCAGUACACCGUGUUAUGGUUGCCUCAGAGGUAUCCGCAGUUAUUCCUCUACCUUGGCUACUUGCUUCUGCUGCUGUUGGCCGUUUCUGUUAGAAAAUGUUGUUCUGCUAGGGUUAAGCUUUAUAGUAUCAGAUGUUGAACUAAUGAUUCCAGAGGAUAAUACUUAUGCUAUUGGCCUUGCCCUCAGUUAUUAUGAAGGCUAUUUGAAAUUUGUGUUACCAG
Molecule: messenger RNA, 1715 nt
Organism: Helobdella robusta
Lineage: Eukaryota; Metazoa; Annelida; Clitellata; Rhynchobdellida; Glossiphoniidae
Exons: 10
Coding region: 553-1632 (359 amino acids)
Biological process (GO): GPI anchor biosynthetic process
Cellular component (GO): endoplasmic reticulum
Molecular function (GO): hydrolase activity
Source: RefSeq, a predicted model, not a curated record